AUGAGUGAGCCUCAAGUUGCCCCAUAUGGAGGGUUAUUAACUAAAACCUUGGACGAUGAAAAAGCUAGGGAAUCAAAGUUACAAGAACAAUGCAUUGAAGUGCAAGUGAAUAAUCAAACCGAAGUCUUGAGACCAGAAGCUUUACAUAUACGUGGAGUAGACAGCUUAUCUACGGAAGAUAUUAAGGCAUUUAUUGAUUACUACGUGAAUUAUACAGUUACCGAACAACAAGAACAGUUGGAAGGACAAGAUGAACCAGCAUCCAAGAUUGUAUACGAGCCAUUCCCAAUUGAUGAACAAAUUACAUUCCGUAUCCAAUGGAUCAAUGAUACGUCUGUCAAUGUAUCGUUUAAGACUAUGGAAGAUGCCCAUAGCGCAUUAAAAUCUAUUUCUAUAUCGUCGAAUCCUAAUAUUCAAGUAGAACUCAACGAAGAGCAAAAAAUCCAAGAUGCUAUUCAAGAGAGGGAAACAAAGCCUUAUGCUCCUAUAAUUGCGUUCCGUAAACAGCAAAACUUAUCUAAUAGAUUAGGUGUUGCAACUGAUGAUGAUAAGGAACAAAAUCCAGUGGAACAAGAUAACACUAUGGACGAGGACGAUACGUCCAUCGUUUUGUUUGUGAGACAGUCAUUCCAGUCUGAUAGAAAAGUCAAGAAUGCCAGUGCGUACUCGCGUUACUAUUUGUUGCAUGGAGAACCUGAAAGGAAGCCUCGUCAUCAUAAUAAAUACAGACUGAGAGAGUCACACCAUACUCGUCGUCGUGAACGCAAGCCUGACCAGGACCAGGAGGAAGAUUUGUUUGCGCAUAAGUUAAGACAGUCGAGACCUGUGAACGGCCGUAGAGGUAGAGAUAAUGAAGAGGAUCUUUUCCCAGGUAGAAGUAGAAGCAGGACGGCUAGUAGGGACAGAAGUAGAUCGCCUAUGAGAAUUGAUUAG
Messenger RNA from Debaryomyces tyrocola, 933 nucleotides. NCBI's taxonomy places the organism in Eukaryota, Fungi, Ascomycota, Pichiomycetes, Serinales, Debaryomycetaceae. The record is from the annotation of a GenBank genome assembly.